Molecule: messenger RNA, 971 nt
Organism: Dissoconium aciculare CBS 342.82
Lineage: Eukaryota; Fungi; Ascomycota; Dothideomycetes; Mycosphaerellales; Dissoconiaceae
Product: putative epoxide hydrolase
Exons: 2
Coding region: 85-906 (273 amino acids)
Source: RefSeq, a predicted model, not a curated record
CACAAGGGCACAAAAGAUUAGAAUACCUUUCGAUAUAGAGUAUCGUUAAUAACCACGAAGGAUAUCUUACUUCGCCGAAACAAAAUGGGCGCAGCCGUCUACCCCACAGUCCUUCUGUUUGACAUUGGUGGUGUUUGCGUUGUCUCUCCUUUCCAAGCGAUUCUUGAUUACGAGAAGAAGAAUGGCAUACCGGUCGGAUGGGUCAACCACAGCAUCGCACAUUCGCCUUCAGGUGCAUGGGGCAAAAUCGAGCGAGGCCAGAUGCUUCUCGACAAGAGCUUCUUUGCUGAAUUCAAACGGGAUCUGACCAAUGAGAAAUUAUGGCGCGAGUAUCAUGCCAAAUUGAAGGCUCGAUCGGGAAAACCAGGCGGGUCUGAAGAGGCUCCGCCGAUUCCCGACAUCAACUCGGAACAGUUGUUCUGGGAGAUGAUGCGCAUUGCACGAAACCCCGACCCGCACAUGUUCCCUGCAUUGAAGCGAUUGCGACGGGCGGCCGAUGCCAGCGAGGGCAAAUUGGUCCUGGGUGCUCUGAGUAACACUACCAUCUUCCCACCAGAACAUCCUUUCAACGAUCCGAGCACGGUAGAUGGACGAUUCAAUGCUGAACUUCGGAGUAUGUUCGACGUUCACGUCUCAUCAGCACAUGUCGGCAUGAGAAAGCCGGAGAAAGGGAUCUACGAGUAUGCAUUGGUACGCCUACAUGAGUUUGUGAAGCUCAAGGGAUACGGAAUGGGUGUCCGCCCUCAAGAUAUUACCUUUCUCGAUGAUAUCGGAACGAAUUUGCGGACGGCAAAGCAGCUUGGUUUCAACACGAUCAAAGUGCAACUUGGCAAGGCGAAUCUUGCGGUCGCGGAGCUCGAGAAAUUGACUGGUCUCACUUUGAGUUCAGAGAAGGCUCAGCUAUGAAAUAUAUGAGAUGUUAUGAUUUCUCGUAAACCCUUUUCAGUCAGUGGCAGGUGUCUACCACAGGC